AUGGACUACAGUUUCGACCUCGCCUGGAAUGGUCUCAUCAGCAUCCUCGGUAGGACUCUAACCAUGACACUGCAGCUUAUGACGUUAAACAAUACGCCACACCGCCACAAAUGCUUCGUCAACAAUCCCACCACCGAAUGUGAUACGGGAAGAUUCGUGACUUUGCUUGAAAUUCACAUCUGCCCUGUGACCCAAGGACACUCGUGGCAAUGUGGUGUCGUGGUUAACGUGUCGAGAUUACGCGCUGCAUUGUCAUGGUUCGAGUCCCGCUGA
Molecule: messenger RNA, 273 nt
Organism: Protopolystoma xenopodis
Lineage: Eukaryota; Metazoa; Platyhelminthes; Monogenea; Polystomatidea; Polystomatidae
Source: the annotation of a GenBank genome assembly